Molecule: messenger RNA, 3879 nt
Organism: Charadrius vociferus (killdeer)
Lineage: Eukaryota; Metazoa; Chordata; Aves; Charadriiformes; Charadriidae
Product: von Willebrand factor D and EGF domain-containing protein-like
Exons: 18
Coding region: 1-3879 (1292 amino acids)
Biological process (GO): anatomical structure development
Cellular component (GO): cell surface; extracellular region
Molecular function (GO): signaling receptor binding; calcium ion binding
Source: RefSeq, a predicted model, not a curated record
AUGGGGCUUGAAGAAGCAGGACAGCCAUCCCAUAGCCUGGGUGGCUGCAGCGGCCACCGUGGUCCCCCACCCCUUGCUGUGCAUGAAAUAAAGGAAAGUCAGGCAAAAUACAGACAUGUUGGAAUCAAAUGGCCUUUUUCUAGAGUGGAAAGAUCAGCUCCCGAGUGCUCACCUGAGGGACACCGCAUCCUCCGCAAUCCCUACCGCAGCACCAGGUUUGACUCACUGGAGCUGCAGCGAACGGCAAUUCAGGACCUGGUUUGUGACCACUCCUUGCCGCCGGCAUGGUACCGCUUUAUGAUCGACAACAGGCCCGCAGAAAUGCCAACGAGAUGUGUCGAAAUGAAUAAAUGCGGGACCCAAGCUCCGGUGUGGCUGUCGCUGAAGUCUGAAUCCCUGCCGGUUCCCGGUGAGAGCAAGCGGCUCACGGCCUGUGCUACCUGGCAGGUCUUCUUUGGGGGCACCAAGGACUGCUGCUUGUUUCGGAUACCCAUUGCCGUCAGGAACUGCGGCGAAUUCUUUGUGUAUCUCCUGCAGCCUACUCAAGGAUGCAUGGGCUACUGCGCGGAAGACAAACUCACAAGCCUGGCUCUGCAACCAGCGAUAACUCCCGAGCUUGUGCACGGUCGUGUCCACCUGAAGUGCUCUUACCACCGCCCCUCCUCAAAGCCACCGCUGCAAUACCUGGUGGUCUGGUCACGCCUGUCCACCCCUGGCAAGAAAGAGCAGAUUCAGCGUGACACCACCCUGCAGUCUUUUUCCUACAUCGAGAUGAACGGCGUAAAUCUCAGAUUGGGAGACACGGUCUUUUGCACUGUCACGGCUUUUACGAGGGAUGUUCCUGAGCAGCAGUCGUUGCCUGAAGAGAGCAAAGGUUUCUAUGCCGGGAUUAAGUUUUUACCAGAAUCGUUACAAAUUGUAGAGGAUAGCAAAGAGCAUGUUUUGACCAUUCUGAGCACUGUACCCAUUGCUUGUCCCGGGCAAGAUGAUUCCUGUAAAAUUACUUUACAGCUAAGUACUGAGGAUUUGGAUAGUCAGUUACUGAGGUCCCCAAACAUCGCCCUUUCGGCAUGCCGGGUGGAUCUGCGGUGGGCCCCCUGCUCGGAAAGCAGCUGUGCAGCCGCCGUGCUGACAGUGACGGCCGUGACGGACUUCGCUCAGGAUGGGGACCGCGUCAGCCGCAUCCGAGCUGAGCCAGUCGGACGGAGGGAUUUGCUUUGGAGGGCUUACACACCCAAGGAUGUGGAGGUCACAGUUCGAGACCUCCCAACAGGGAACUGCUACUCUUUCACUGAUCCACAUAUUAUCACAUUUGAUGGAUGGCGCUACGAUAACUAUAAAAUCGGCACAUUCCUUUUGUGCCAGAGCGCGUCGCGGGCAUUCGAGGUGCAUGUUCGGCAGUGGGACUGCGGAGGCCACCGCUCCGCCACCGCCUGCAACUGCGGCGUAGCUGCGCGAGAAGGGGGUGACACCGUGGUGCUGGACACCUGCAAUGGCCAUUUUCGACAGAGCAGACCCCAGCUAGCCGUCAAAAGCACUGAGGCAUCGCCACAUGUCAAAAUCCUAAAGUCCUACGGAGGGAGAAAAAUAACAAUCCUGUUCCCUUCGGGAGCGUUUGUGCGAGCCGACAUGAGCGAGUGGGGAAUGGGUUUGACGGUGAGGACACCGGGCAGCGACUUCAACAGCACCAGAGGUUUGUGUGGCCUCUUUGAUGGGAUCGGGCGCAAUGACCUGAGCAAUAUGGCCGAGGAAGACUUCAUCGAGGAGUGGAGAAUAGCUCCAGGGAAGAGUUUAUUUGACAAGACUCCAGCACCUUCUGAGGGGAUGCAAAGGAAAAACUACUGCAGAUGUCAGAAGGAGAGCCCUAAGUCUGUGCCUGUGGUAAACAGGCUGAACGCCUUCCAGGCUCCUUUCCCUCCGUCCUCUGGUUGCCAUUACGAUCAUGUGGAUUACAGCUCUGCAAUCCCAUAUCUAGAUGUUACAUCAGAGUUUGUCUCUCACUCAGGAAUAAAGUCUACUUUAAGAAAAGAUGAGAAACUGUUGACCAACUCUUUUGAUCAAAGAUAUCUGCCUAAAUCAGUCCAAAAGCGAGGUAGCCCCGAGAACCGAUUAAAACCCUUUGCACACAAUGUUUACAUGAAAAAGAACAAUUCCAUUAACUCUACCAAACAAAAAGAAGACCUACGGAGAGCAAAAAGGCGAGACGACUAUUAUGAGUACUCAUCCUUUCACCCCUUGCACGGCCCAAGCCAGAGAGACUCAGACAGCUUCGCAUAUUUCUUCCCAGAGGAUUACUUUGAAGGGAUUCGGACAAAACUUCCACUGACGUGGCCCACUCCCAAUGGCCUAACUGCCACCAAAGCUCGGGAGAUUUGCUACCAAAUUCUUGCAAAUUCCACCAUUGGCUUAGUGUGUAAAGGUCUCCUUGGAAAAUGGAUGGAUGAGGCAAUUGAUAUAUGCCUUUUGGAUCUGCAGCUCAAAGAUGACGUGGCUUGGGUGAGGGCACUGAUAGCCCUUUUGGAAAAUGAGUGCGAAAGAAGAGUGCUAGGAAACAGGAACAGAAUGUUUCGUGUAGGAAACCACCCAUCUGCUACCCAGGAGGAAAUCCUCACCGUCCUCUGGUGUCCCGCUUUCUGUAACGGCAAUGGACAAUGCACUGAACUGGGCUGCCAGUGCUUUGAAGAACACAGCUCCUAUGAUUGUAGCAUUGCCAAAAAGCAAGCUUUGGAAAUCACGGGUUUGGAGAAUGGGGGUCUCUGCGACAUCCGAGCCUCCGACUGCACCAGGAUCCGGGUGUUCGGCCUCGGCUUCAAAGAGUCACCCACCCUGCGCUGCGAGGUCACCAGGUUAAUUCAUCUCCAUGGCGAAUGGAUAUCAAGAGAACAAGAAACCACAAAAGCGGAUUUUCUCAGCUCUGAGGCUGUUGACUGCCAGAUUCCUCUCCUGAACUUUACGGAGACAGAGGCUGUGCACUUCGUGGCUGGUGAUGAGCCGUUUGCAAGAUGGCAAGUGAAAGCCCCCUCCAGCCAGCUGCUGACAUUUAUUGGUGAGAAUUUUGUUUACCAGUUAAUAGCAGCGGAUCCGGAAGGGUCAGCGGUGCUAUUCAUCUUAGAGGCUGGGCCACAGGAUGCCAGGCUCUCUCCCGCCGGCCUUCUCAUCUGGAAAGUUGAUUCAGAAGAAACACAGACCUUUGAAUUCACCGUGUCGGAUGAAUGCAAUGCACAGAGAAGAUAUUCUAUUGAGGUUGGAGUGAAGCCCUGCAGCUGCCUCAAUGGUGGAACAUGUGUUACCAAUAUUAAAUUCCCUCCAGGCCUUGGUGAAUACCUGUGCUUAUGUCCAAACGGAUUUGAUGGAGAAUUUUGCCAGGAAGAUAUUAACAACUGCAAAUCAAACCCCUGCGGCAGCGGAACGUGCGUGGACAGUGUGGAUGGCUACUUUUGUAAAUGUCCCCCUGGUUUGGGAGUCGUGUUUGCUGCUGACAUUACAAAAGCUCUAAGCGUUGAAAACGGCGAUGGCAAAGGUGAUUUGAACACGACCGAGGUUAAGCAGCAACUUCAAGCCUUAGAGGCAAAGGAUUCUCCUGUAAUGAAGAAUUUUAGCCUAAGUGAUAGACAUGGCCAUGCCACACCACUGUCACAUAUUACUACCUGUGCCAACAGGCCGUGUUUUCCCGGAGUGUUAUGUUUUGAUCGGAAACCCCCUUACAUUGGAUACGUCUGUGGCCGAUGUCCAGCAGGGUUUUUUGGAAACGGUCGGAUCUGUACCAAAGUCCCCAGACCAGGGAUGCCGACCCCUCUUCUAAACCGCAGCCUGAAUUCAAUGCACGUUGUUCAUACCCUUUAUGCACAACUAAAUGGACAUGCCGUUUAUGAUCGCUAA